GUAAGGUCAGCUGUCGUGACGUCAUCCAGUGACCAGUGUCCUUCUCCUUGCUUGCAGCUCUGUUGCAGCACUGGUUUCAUUCACAUAUUCCUCAUAAAAUGGCUACAUUAAUCAGGAGGAUUAUCAGCACAGCUAAAGCUCCUGCUGCUAUCGGGCCGUACAGCCAAGCAGUGGUGGUAGAUCGGACCGUGUACGUCUCAGGACAGCUGGGGAUGGAUCCUGCCAGUGGACAGUUGGUGGAAGGGGGUGUCCAGGCUCAAACCAGACAGGCUCUUGUGAAUAUGGGCGAAAUCCUUAAAGCAGCUGGGUGUGGUUAUGAGAACGUUGUGAAAACCACAGUGCUCUUAGCUGACAUGAAGGACUUUACCAAUGUCAACGAUGUUUACAAGCAGUUUUUCAGCACUAACUACCCAGCCAGAGCUGCCUACCAGGUUGCUGCUCUCCCCAGAGAUGGACUGGUUGAGAUUGAAGCCGUUGCUGUAUUGGGCCCUCUGACCGAUGCUUCAUAACAAGUACAUCUAACAAAAGUAAAAACUGGAAAAGCCACGAUCACUGAACAUUAUACAGUAUGUGCCUUGUUUUGUAGAGUAGUCAAGAAUCGAUAAAACAAAAUUCCCGUAAUCAUUUCUAUUAUAGAUGUAUCAUAUUUUGUAGAGCAUUUAACGCUGCCAUAAAUAAACAUUGUCAUGUGUCACCUCGCAGACUAACAGCAGUCAGGAUCAGUACACUUUCUCCUCUUUCAUUAACAUUGAUGAGACAUCACCGCAUUUUAAAUCCCCUCUGCUCACGUUUCACUUACAAUAGCUGUAAAGUACCUAAGCUUGUUUGGCCCUAUUGAAUUACACUACCAGCCAUGUUGUCACCGGCCGUACCCGUGGCAGUGAGUCCUCUCUCAUUGUGCCAGAGGAUGGAUGAUCAAAUGUUACUCAAUAAUAAAUGUUUUUAAUCUGUUUAAA
Messenger RNA from Sebastes umbrosus (honeycomb rockfish), 956 nucleotides. RefSeq names its product 2-iminobutanoate/2-iminopropanoate deaminase-like. NCBI's taxonomy places the organism in Eukaryota, Metazoa, Chordata, Actinopteri, Perciformes, Sebastidae. Gene Ontology annotation, molecular function: deaminase activity. Bases 99 to 509 code for a protein of 136 amino acids. The record is from RefSeq and is a predicted model, not a curated record. Gene Ontology annotation, cellular component: cytosol. The transcript has 6 exons.